AGGCUUUUGUUUUUGUUUUUUUAUUUUUUUUAUUAUGCAGAAAGUAAGCAUUUUUCAUCGCAUCACCUCCAUUGCAGAAUGGACCGACAGGAAGAAAACACACUUUCUGACUCCUUCCGCCGGCGAAUCGGUUCAUACGUGUUACUUAACCGAUUCAUUCAUCGAUUCUUUGGAGAGUUGCUCAUCACUGUGCUUUAUUGAAGGCAGUAGUUACAAUAAUGUAACAAUAAUGGCAAUAGUCGCAACCAACAGCGACAACACCUGCCACCAUCGGACCAGCUUGGUUCCUAAGGUUCCUCUUGAGUUUUGCUGAUGGCUAACUGGUUAUGUUUCCUGUAAUGAUGAGAAUGGUCUACAGCCAUGGAGAGACAAAUACCCAGAUUUGUGACUGUAUUUAUUCUCUUGGCACUAUCAGGGUUUAUAAUACUCGUCUGCAACAUCACAUCUCUAGAGAAGUUGAGUGGACAGGUUAUAUCCACCUUCUACCAAAUACAGAAUAGCAUCCACUCAGCCUUUAAGUCCCCUGGAAGCUUGUGGCCACUAGAGUUAAACCACACAUACUGUGCACACUUUGGCCAGGAGCCCUCAGCAGAAGAGGCGAAUGAAGAGAGAUAUCUGCUCAGCUCCAUUGCCUGGCCAGGCCCGUUGGUGCAAGGCUUGCCUGUGGAGCUUAGCAGUGACCCUUCAAAGAGCUACUUUGUGAUUCAGGGGCCAGCAGAGCAACAAAUAGGUGGUCAGCUUGUGGUUAAUGUUCAUGUGCAGAACUUUCUGGGGCUGCCUAAGAAGCAUGGUGGAGAUUUCAUUAUAGCUCGGCUACAUUCACCUGAACUUGGCGCUGGCGUUGUGGGGCAGGUGCAAGACCAUCAUGAUGGCAACUAUACAGUGCUGUUCCCACUUCUUUGGGUUGGUGUAGCUUGGGUUGAAAUAACCAUGGUACAUCCAACUGAGGCAGUGGUGGUGCUCAAGAGGUUGCAAGAGGAGCAGCCAAACCGGGUGUUUUUUAAAAGCCUGUUCCGCUCUGGCUUCCUAUCAGAGACCACCGUGUGCAACCUGUGCCUGCCACUCAACCAGCAACCACUCUGCAACUACACUGACCCUGAAACUGGAGAGCCCUGGUAUUGCUACAAACCCAAAAUUCUUGGCUGUGACAAACGAAUAAAUCACUAUAAAGGGGGCUAUAAGAAGAACCUCAUUACUGAAUAUGAAGCACAGUUCUUCCAGAGUGAUGUAAAUAUUAAAGUUCCUAUACACGCAUCAGGAAUGGACAAUGUGACUGUAUUACCUGCAGGAAAAGGUCUAGCCAAGUUAAAAAACAAUUACAAAACUGCCGGAUUCUACUUUCACAAUAUUUGGAGGCCUUUGCAUGGUGCAGUCCUCCAGCAGUUCAAUGAUUCCUCAAACAUAACACAGUGUCUUAGAGGGAAGAUUAUGUACAUGCUCGGAGAUUCCACUGUGCGACAGUGGUUUGAAUACCUCACUGCUUCUGUUCCUGAACUGAAGGAGUUCAACUUUCACAGCCCUAAGAAUGUGGGGCCAUUUAUGGCUGUGGACAGCAAAAACAACAUUCUGGUGAGCUACCGCUGCCAUGGGCCACCCAUCCGCUUCACCUCAGUGCAUUCCUCUGAACUGCACUAUGUAGCAAAUGAGAUAGACAGGAUAAAAGGUGGGCCAGACACAGUGAUUCUCAUGAGUGUGUGGUCUCACUUCAGCACUUUUCCUAUUGAAGUAUAUAUACGGCGCCUACGACACAUCCGCAAGGCUGUGGUACGGCUGCUGAACCGUGAGCCAACAACUUUGGUGAUGAUCCGCACUGCCAACCUGCAGAAGCUUGAUCCAGAGAGCAGCUUGUUCAACAGUGACUGGUUCUCCCUGCAGAUUGAUUCUGUUCUGCGUGCCAUGUUCAGAGGACUCAAUGUGCAGCUGCUGGAUGCCUGGGAGAUGACUCUGGCCCACCACCAACCCCAUCUUCUACAUCCACCUCCUGCUAUUAUCAAAAAUAUGAUAGACAUGAUACUGUCCCACAUCUGUCCAGUUGGAAAAAAGAGGAGGAGUUAACAAAAGACUAAAAUAAGUGGCAAAGGUGAGGGUUUGACAUUAAAGCAUUUGCCACAAUUCACAUUUGACUCACGGAAUACUUAUUCCACAUUAAUGAAUGAAUGACAUUCUGUCUUUGUUUACAUUGGAAAGUAAAUAACAAGCUAAUCACUCAUUUCAUAAUAAAUUAAGUAAUUGUUGAGGUUGA
Tachysurus vachellii is the source of this 2242-nucleotide messenger RNA. RefSeq names its product neurexophilin and PC-esterase domain family, member 3 (gene nxpe3). Bases 361 to 2055 code for a protein of 564 amino acids. The record is from RefSeq and is a predicted model, not a curated record. The transcript is spliced from 6 exons. NCBI's taxonomy places the organism in Eukaryota, Metazoa, Chordata, Actinopteri, Siluriformes, Bagridae.